CCAAUCGAUUUUAUAUGCCGUUGAGAAAUGUCAAAUUAAUGUCAUCCACGACUUGUCAGAUAACAAACGUAAAUAAAGGCACGUGUUGUCUUGUCAGUUGUGUUAUUUAGGAUUUAUUAUAAAAAUAUCUAAUAUUUUCGCUUCUCAUGAGGUUGAGGUUAAAUAAUACUAAUUGUAAGAGACGUAACGUAUCUGUGCUAUGCACGUCGCUCUUCAAAAUGGAUGUGGAUGAAAUCGUUUCGAAAUCAUGUUUUUCUAUGUUAGAAGGCAAGGUUGACAGUAGGAUUUUAAAAGAAUUAAAAGUUAUGGGAUUUGAAAAACCCACACGUAUACAGGCAGAGGUAUUACCGCCUUUGCUUCAAGGAAAAGACUUGAUAGGGGCCGCCAAGACUGGAAGUGGAAAAACCUUAGCAUUUCUUAUACCUGUUGUUGAUAACUUAUUGAAACUCGGUACUUUAGGCAAGCUUGGUACAAGGUGUAUCAUUUUAUCACCAACAAGAGAAUUAGCUUUACAAACUUCUGAUGUUUUAAAGAAACUGUUAGUCAACAUUCAUUUAUCACAUUGUCUUAUUGUUGGAGGAGAAAAGAGAGCUAAAGAUAUUUUGAAAUUGAAAAAAGGUGUAAAUAUAAUAGUCAGUACUCCUGGCCGCUUAUUAGAUCAUUUACAGAGUACUGAAAACUUUAAUUGCAACAAACUGCAAUGUUUGGUCUUGGAUGAGGCUGAUAAACUUCUGGAAGCUGGCUUCCAGAAGCAUAUUACUGGCAUCAUCAAGUUAUUGCCAAAGAAAAGGCAAACAGUUUUAUUUAGUGCAACUAUAGACGAAAAUGUUAAGAAUCUGGCUCGAUUGGCAAUGAGAAAUGAUCCAGUGCUAGUAUCUGUGUCUGAUAACAAAACUUCCACUGUGUCCGGACUUCAGCAAGGGUAUUACAUUUGUCCAGUGGAAAAAAGGAUGUCUUGGCUAUACAAAAUGCUUAAAAAGAGUAAAAAACUGAAAGUCAUGGUCUUCUUCUCAUCUUGUAGAUCUGUGGACUUUCAUUACGAGUUUUUUAAAGUGCAUUGUAAAGCUUCAAUUUUAAGUAUACACGGCCAACAAAGUCAAGCGCGGCGAAAAGAGGCAUUCCAUAGUUUUACAGAAGCUCACAAUGGCGUCCUAUUCUGUACUGAUGUCGCAGCACGAGGACUGGACAUCCCAUCAGUCGACUGGAUUGUGCAAUACGACCCGCCAUCGGACCCCAAAGAGUAUAUUCAUAGAGUUGGUCGUACGGCUAGGGGACUGAACAAUAGAGGUAACGCCGUUAUUUUACUGCGGCCAGAGGAAGAGGAGUUUAUUAAAUUUCUAGAAAAAGAAAAGGUUUAUUUAGAUAAAUAUACUUUUGGUGAGCCUCCUGAUGAGGUUCAAGAGAUGCUAGAAGACCUAAUAUCUAAUAACGGCGUUAUGAAAACCUCAGCUAGAAAAGCUUAUCUCUCAUUUCUCAGAUGCUAUAAAACGCAUCCUUUGAAAAAAAUAUUCAAUAUAAACUCUUUGGAUCUCAAAUUAGCAGCGAGAGCGUUUGGGUUUAAAGAACAACCACAUGUGGACUUCUUACCAAAAAACAACAGUGCAAGUACUUGACAAAUGACGACGUAUCAUCCCAGAAAUAAGAAGAUACCUAAUAUUUAUCAUCGAAAUGCAAUCGGGCUGCAAGAUUAUUAUGUGAAGAUAUAAAAUACGACGUGGCGGGUUCAUGCAAACAGAUCACUGAAGUUGUGUGAUAACAAAUGUUGACGAAAUGGAGUCUUGGUUAUGUAAUUUAUUUAAAUUAAAACGAUGUUUAAAAUAAAAGCGAUUUAUUUUAUCUUAUAAACUA
Trichoplusia ni (cabbage looper) is the source of this 1848-nucleotide messenger RNA. Its product is annotated as ATP-dependent RNA helicase DDX18-like. Gene Ontology annotation, biological process: maturation of LSU-rRNA from tricistronic rRNA transcript (SSU-rRNA, 5.8S rRNA, LSU-rRNA). The transcript is spliced from 9 exons. Gene Ontology annotation, molecular function: RNA helicase activity; ATP binding; nucleic acid binding. Lineage: Eukaryota; Metazoa; Arthropoda; Insecta; Lepidoptera; Noctuidae. The record is from RefSeq and is a predicted model, not a curated record. Bases 147 to 1613 code for a protein of 488 amino acids. Gene Ontology annotation, cellular component: nucleolus.